GCGUGUUUUGAAUUUAGCAGCAUGCUUGUUUCUCUGCUAUAGAUGGUCAAAGCAUUUAGCAAUUUUUAAAUAUAUUCAUAACUGCAUUCUAUCGCUUAGAUACUUAGAGUGGCUACAUUUAUCUGUGUAUACUCUCUGCUGUAAACUGGGCUCAUUGUGAGUACAUUUUACCAAGUAGAUCGUUAGCUAGUAAGCUAGUGUGUUACAGUGACAAGCGUAUUAGUCGUUUUUAUAAUAGGUAAAUCUGAAGGGUAUUAUGGGACGAAAGAAACAGGGUAAAUUUCUGCGACCAGACAAGGGUAAAGAGAAAAGACAUAAAAUGAAGGGAAAAUCGUUGGAGACUUUCACAGAAGAAAUGCACUCUGCUUUUGAAGCAAGUCUUCGGUUGGAUGAAGGAGCAGAAGCCCCUGAAGUGAAGCUGCCUUGUCCCCUCGCCAUGUGGGAGCUGGGUCACUGUGACCCUAAGCGUUGUACUGGCAGAAAACUGGUUCGCAAAGGUUUUGUCCUCAACCUUCGGCUCAAUCAGAGAUUUAAUGGACUCAUCCUCAGCCCAGUGGGUGUCAAAUAUGUGACUCCAGCUGACAGAGAAAUUGUGGCUCAAAAUGGGUUAGCAGUAAUUGACUGCUCUUGGGCCAAACUGGAAGAGACACCAUUUAAUAAAAUGAAUGGAACACAUCCAAGAUUAUUACCAUAUCUUGUAGCUGCAAAUCCUGUCAACUAUGGUAAACCCUGUAAACUGUCCUGCGUUGAGGCUUUUGCAGCCACAUUUUUCAUUGUAGGGUUUGAAGAAUUGGCUAUCCUUUUACUAAAGAAAUUUAAGUGGGGGAUAGGCUUUCUAGAACUAAAUAAAGAUCUGCUUCAGCGCUAUGCCGCCUGUCAAACGGAGGAGGAGCUGCUGACAGUAGAAAAAGACUUUCUCACAUAUAAACCUAAGCAGGAGGAGUUUGAUCCAUUUGAUGUCAACUCAGGUAUAGAAUGUGGAAAUCUGAAUAGACAACAGUGCACACCUAUUGAAGAUGACUCGAGUGAGGAAGACACAUCAGAUGAUGAUCAAGAGGAGGCAGGGGAUAAACCAUCAAACGAGGACACUGAAUGAUCAUGAAAGUAUAGAAGAAAGUAAAUGAAAAGAUUGUGCAGUAUUUUAAACAAAAAAUAUUUUUAGGUUUGUACUAUAAACAACUAAAAAUAUAUACACUUGUAAUUUAAUUGUUUAUUGAACAUUGUUGAUUGUUGCGUAAAAGCAGAGGCCCUAUAUCUUGCAUUAAGAAUGACACGUGGGCUGUAAAACAAAGAAAACAACUAUCCAAAGGAUCGCACAAAGGAUACAUUUUCAUAAUCUAAAUAUUAUUUUAUUGAAUGAUAUUUAAAUUUUAUAUGAUAGAAUGUGUAGACAGGAAUCCUCAAGAUAAUGCAGUGAUUGAGUUAUUCAGUUUGGUCAUAUCUAUUAAUAGAUCUUAUCAGAUGUGGCAAUGUAACAAUUGGAUUGUCUGCGUGUUAUUUAUAAUAAAGAAUAUGUUUUGUAAAUUAUAACCAAAUACAGCUAUAUUAAAGGAAAAUUUACAGCCUA
Molecule: messenger RNA, 1567 nt
Organism: Boleophthalmus pectinirostris (great blue-spotted mudskipper)
Lineage: Eukaryota; Metazoa; Chordata; Actinopteri; Gobiiformes; Gobiidae
Gene: tsr3
Product: TSR3 ribosome maturation factor
Exons: 6
Coding region: 257-1096 (279 amino acids)
Biological process (GO): maturation of SSU-rRNA
Molecular function (GO): rRNA small subunit aminocarboxypropyltransferase activity
Source: RefSeq, a predicted model, not a curated record